Molecule: messenger RNA, 1563 nt
Organism: Colletotrichum karsti
Lineage: Eukaryota; Fungi; Ascomycota; Sordariomycetes; Glomerellales; Glomerellaceae
Product: hard surface induced protein 3-like protein
Exons: 2
Coding region: 1-1563 (520 amino acids)
Biological process (GO): polysaccharide biosynthetic process
Cellular component (GO): membrane
Molecular function (GO): acyltransferase activity, transferring groups other than amino-acyl groups
Source: RefSeq, a predicted model, not a curated record
AUGAACGGGCACGCAGCUUCCAAGGUGUCGCUCUCACACGAAGAGGGUAUGGGGCUGCUGGACGAGAAGACGUUGUCCGACGUCGAGAGCGAGAGCGGUAGAGCCGACCUCGAGAGCCGCUUCGCGAUACCACGAUGGUCGACAGUAGCACGAGGAGCCGUUGGCUACAUGCGGGCCGUACCAUGGAGGGUAACACUGAUUCGGGGUCUCAUCUUCUUGCUGCCUAGUUUCGUUCAAAGUCGGUUUACGAGAGAACGAGGCCGUCCCGAGAAGCUGUUCCCGACAUCAUAUCUCGACGGCAUGCGUGGACUCGCUGCUCUAUUCGUAUUCUUCUGCCACUACUUCUACCAGGCCUUCAUCAUCGCCGAAGGAUGGGGCUCUUCCGAAAACAACUACCACAUCCUCAAGUUGCCGUUCCUGCGACUGUUCUACCAGGGCCCGCCGGCCGUCUGCCUCUUCUUCGUCAUCUCGGGAUACGCCUUGUCGCUGAAGCCGAUCAAGCUUAUCCGGAGCCAGAAAUGGGACGAGUUUUCGAACACCACGACAUCUCUCAUUUUCCGACGGUUCAUCAGGCUCUACAUGCCUACGGCAAUCUCGACCUUCGGAAUCAUGCUCAUGUUGCAGAUGGGUGUCUACGAGUGGACCAGAGACUUCGCCAUCGACCGAAAGUGGCACAAGAAUGUCAUGGAGCCUCAUCCCAAGCCGUUGGAUACGCUCUCUGAACAAUUGGUGGACUGGGUAUGGAGCAUGUUCAACUUCGUCCACAUCUUCGGUUGGGAGCGGUUUGGCGGAAGCACUUCUUACGAUGUCCAUCUCUGGACCAUCCCUGUGGAGUUCCGCUGUUCGAUGUACCUUUUCGUCACCCUCAUCGGUCUGGCUCGCGUGCGCACUGGUCUCCGUUUCCUCUUCCUCUGGGGAAUCAUUGCCUUCACCUACCGCAACAACCGCUGGGAACUGCUUCUCUUCUACUUCGGCAUGAUGCUUGCCGAGUACGACCUGAUUCAAGGAAACCACAACAACAACCAGCCGCCCUCCGCCCUGCCGACAAACGAGAAGCCCCCCACCAAGAGUCGGUUCACGGGAUUCCUCUGGGCGAUGUUGAGUAUUCUCUCCCUCUACUUCAUGUGCCAGCCCGACAUCAACUACGAAAACACUCCCGGCUGGGUUUGGCUCUGCACGUUCAUUCCCAAGUGGUGGGAUGAGGAAGGCUACCGUUUCUGGCAAUCUAUCGGCUCUGUCCUUUUCGUACUGAGCGUCAGCCAUUCGCCGAGAUGGAAGUCCUUCUUCAACACUGCGCCUAUCCAGUAUCUGGGCAAGAUCAGCUACGCCCUCUACCUCAUGCACGGCCCGGUGAUGCACACCGUCGGCUACACCAUCGAGAGAUUUGUGUACAGCCGCACUGGCAUCGAGGGGUGGUGGUACAACGCCGGUUUCAUCAUUGGAUCUUUCGGCUGCAUCCCUGCCGUUAUCUGGGCCGCCGACGUCUUCUGGAGAUUGUUCGACAUCCCGACGGUGCGGUUUGCGAAAUGGUUUGAGUCAAAGUGCGCUCUCAAGCAACAGUAG